Molecule: messenger RNA, 2685 nt
Organism: Plasmodium cynomolgi strain B
Lineage: Eukaryota; Apicomplexa; Aconoidasida; Haemosporida; Plasmodiidae
Product: PST-A protein
Exons: 2
Coding region: 1-2685 (894 amino acids)
Cellular component (GO): membrane
Molecular function (GO): lipase activity
Source: RefSeq, a predicted model, not a curated record
AUGAUCAAAGGGAACAAUGCAGAGGGGGAGCCCGAGUUACUCCAGGGGAUAAGUGGCGAGGGGGGCGAAAACAAGGCGAGCCACUCCCCCAAUGAGCUGCGCCUCCCGCAUGAAGUGACUCGACCCAAGAGCCACAGCGCACGUGCAGCACAGCCCAGCAGGAAUAGUGCUGCCAGCGACAAGCUAAAGACGAGUCUAAGUGAAGAUAAGAGCGACAAAAAAUAUACCAAAAUCCUGUAUGAUGAUGGGAAUCCAGAAAUCACCUUUUUUGUAAACAAAGAAAAUUUGAAAAUAGCUAAAUAUGCCUGGAGAGUGGAAAACCCAAAGGCAUAUGUAUUCGCCUUGCAUGGAAUAACGUCCCACUUGAGAAAUGAAUACCUGAAUUAUAUGGGUAGACCAUCAUGGGUUGAUGAGAAACAACAGAAAGGGGAAAUGGCUAGCUGUGUCAUUGGAGGUGAGUAUGACUUUAUGCAAGGCAACAAUUACAACUGUUGGGAUUCAUCUGUGUCUGUUAAUAAAUCUGAGUGUAAGGAUGAUAGAGGGAAGGUUGCGCAUGGGGAAGGAGGCAACAAUUUUGUAAACCUACCUGAGGAGGGCGCGAGCCCUGCUGGGGAAGAGGCGGAAGCGGGGGUCAGGGGCAGGUGCGGGGCUGACGAAAAGGUCAACACGGGCGAGGAGGAAAAUGGGGGUGCCCAUGGGGGUACAAACGCGGAUGACGGAAGCGCAGUGGGGUGCUCAUUUAACAAAAUUCUGCAAACCAAUUGGACCAAGGACAUGAAAAUUAUAAACGAGACAAACAACAUGAUGUAUGAUUAUUGUCAACCGGGGGAGGGUAACUCUUCAGGGGUUUCUUCUUCUUGUGACUCCUCCGAUUAUGGAGAGAAAAAAAAUCUAGAAAAAAAACUAACCAUGUUUUUAUCAUGUUCCUCCUGCAUUACCAACAUAAACGAGGGCUCAAACCACUUAAACAGCAAAUUAAACUUUGGCACCGGAGAGAGCGGUAGCCACCCCCUUUAUGAUAACGAUGGAGGAGGAGAGUGUGCCCGGGAGAGUACUGGUCGUGAUGGAGACUGCGCCAAGCGAAUGAAGCUUAACAGUGACAGUAGUGAAGGCAGCAGUGAAGAGACCAGCAGUGAGGACAGCAGCGAAGAGACCAGUAGCGAUGAAGAUAUAAUAGAUGACGAAAAUGUUUUGCUGCCAAACAAAUCAGACACUCAUGUAAAUUAUGAUUCCAAUGUCUACUACUGUUCCAUGUGUGGUAUAUGCAAUUACUGUAACUGUGGGGUCAGAACCCUGUCGUAUAAAAAUAGCUGGAUUGAGAAGUUCAAUCAGAAUGGAUUUUCUUUCUUCGGAAUUGAUAACCAAUCGCAUGGACUCUCUGAAGGGUUUAAAAAUUAUCGUUGCUAUGUUGAAGAUUUUGAGAGCUUCAUAGCAGAUACACUUCAAGCGCUAGAAAUUUUUAUCGAGGAAUGGAAAGAAAAGGAUGAGUUAAAGCCAAUUAUCAUUAUGGGUUUAUCCAUGGGUGGUUGUAUUGCGUUGAAAACGAUGGAGGCUAUAUUUCGACUGAACAAGGAAUGGAAAGCUUACGUGAAAUCUUUGGUUCUUGUUUCACCUAUGAUUAGUUUAGGGAAACAGAAGAAUAAAAUCAGCAACAGGUUGCUCAUCUCUGCUACCAAAUUUUUAAAAUAUUUUUUUCCUCUCCUACCGGUUAAUGUAAAAGAGAGCAAUGCUAGAUACCCCUGGAUUAAACAUGACUCAGAAAUUGAUCCUCAUCAGUAUUGUGGACCUCUCCGGAUAAGGAUAGCAGCUGAGUGUGUAAGUGCUGCAGAUAGCUGUUUAACUUAUAAAAACUUAAAACACAUCGAAGAGAGUGAUAUCGACAUUAUGGUGAUUCAGUCGAAGAAUGACUGUCUGGUAGAUCCCAUUGGAGCCAUUGAUUUUUUGAGGAAAAUGAUGCGCUUGCAUAGUAGGAGAGAGAGACGAAAAAAUGCAUCUAUGUUAGAUGCAGAAAGGAUUCGUAUGGCCAGUUCGGCUUUUUCCCAGGAAAUUAGUGAAAAGAAGAGUGAUUCUUUAGGGCCUACCGAUUCUACAUUCAUCGGCAGUGCGUGCAACCCGGGGGAGGAAGACCCAAGCGGCGAACCCUCCUCUAGGGCACUCCACCGUGAGAGCAGCGCACACAUCAGAGCAGCUACACAAGUCAUGGGUUACGUUACAACCCAUGGGAAGAAAACCACCCCCCCGAAAGAUGAAACGGUGGCGAGCAAAUACAGCAGCACUAGCUUUACUACAAAUAGUAAUCACCUCCCAUCAGAGAGACAAGCAUUACUCCACAGUGAAAGGAAAGAAGACCCCCACCCCAUGCUUGUUAAGUCUUCCUUGUCCAUUGAAUCCACCAGCCGAAUACUCAGAAAUGACAGCUACUUCUCCAUUGGCAGUUCCGAAGAUGACGUGAAGGGAGAAAAGGGCAUAUGGACCCCCUUUGACCACGGCUACUAUAAGUCAUUCAAUUUGAAGAAGCUAAAGAACGUUGGCGGGGUGGUAGGAGAAGACCCCCCGGGGCAGGAGGAGUAUAAGAACCUCAUUGUCUACAUUUUAAAAUACGGUUGCCACACGCUUCCUGGGGAGCCCCACAGCCGCGAGACCGUCACGCUGCUGGUCGACUGGCUCAACCGCAUAUGCAGCUGA